UCACUACAUCCAUAAAUCACCCUUUUUGACAAGUUUGUUUUAGUCCAUUCGAUUUGUUAUUUUUAAGCAUUAUUGGGCCAAAUAGUGAUAAGAUGUACUUAAAUAAGCAGUCGCAUUAGUGUAUUCAUAAGCGUAUUUAACCGGAUUCAAUGACAUAGAUUUCGAAAACUAACCUCAAAGUUACAACCCCUUAAUUUUCUUAUCGUAACAAAUACAGGAGACAAUAAUGGCAGAUAUUCUCGUUUUGGAUUGGAUGGAGGAGUUCGAGUCGCUCACUGAAAGCGAAAUCCACACUUAUUCAUCAGAACAAGAACAUAAUCACGAAGUUAUGGUCGCACUUUAUGACAUUUUGACAGAACCCUAUAGGUAUAAGGGGCAAAAUGUAUGCAUUAUUGUGUUUUUUACCUUUUUUUUAAUAAAUUUGUUUCAGCUGGUUGACGGUAUUUGCCAACAGUUGUUAGAUUUUUACAGAUCAGGUGAAGAACAACUGAAGAAGUUCACACUGCAGUAUAUUCCAACUUUAGUAUUUUUGCAUUUAACUGAAAAAACGUAUACUUCGGUACAAACACUUUUAGUUAGUUUAUACAAUUUGGAGGUGAUAGAUUCUAAAGGCCAGCCCCGGACACUUUCAUUUAGAGUCCCAAGCAUAGCUCAGUCGUCAAUUUAUCACGAUUCUAACAAUUUGGAACCGGCUUUUAUAGCCGAGAAUUCGUUGCGACGGUGGGAAGAAUGCAACAGUAAAUUAGUCAGUUGGGGGCCUCUGCCCCAAGUCGAAUGUUUGAAUGCUCAGAAUCGUCAACGUGUUAUCACCGCACUUGUGUUCCUAUAUAACCAACAACUAGCUAGUGUAAUAACCCAGGGUAUUGAACACACUUGUAGGGGGAUAUCUAGAUUAGUUUCACAAGGAUUUUCUUCCAAUGAUAGUGCAAGAAGUUCAAUAAAUAGUGAUUGUAGUUAUAGCCAAGGUAUAGCUCCUCGCAUUCCCGUCUCUAGUCCGUUACUUUUAGAACUACUUCACAUAGUGUAUCACGGGGCUGAGAAGGGUGUCAGUGGGGCGAUCCAAGCCCUUCAUGACAUCACCCAACGGGCAAAAUACGAGGCAUUUGCCGACGUGUUGUUGUCUGCAAACGCGAUCAAAAAUUUGAUCCAACGCUCGUCGUCCGUCUCUGUGACCCCUCGACCUUCCCACAGUCACAGCAUUUCGAAAUCAAUGAUCACAAACGCCUCAUUUCGAACUAAGAAACUACCUGAUGAUAUACCAAUCCAGGAUGAGCACCAGACGGAGGCUCCUUUAGAUUCUAUAACCGAGGAGCAGGAAGAGGCCGAUAAAAGCAAGCCGAGAGGGUCAGUUAGCGCACUCAAGCAUUUGCCUAAAUUGCCCGGCUUAGGGAAAAAACACAAAGCGAAGAAUCCACAAAGUGGGGAUCAAGUUGAAAUGCAGAAUGCGGGGGGAGAGUCAGCAGCGGAGUCACCUUCCACAGACUUUAACCAUGCUGUGCACGUCAGUGCGGUUUAAGAAACAACAGAGUUUUUAAAUUGAUUUAUUUUUUCUAACAAGGUAUACAAUGAAGUUGAUAUAGGUGUUGUUUAGCUUAGGGCGUACUAAUCAACCAAAUAUAUUUUUUAAAGUAUGAAUGUCACAAGGGAGGCAUUUGUUGGGGGUUUCAUGCACCAAAGAGGACUUGACACAAGCAAUAGUUUCGGAGAGUAGGUGUUAGCGAAUUUACUUAAUUCUAGCAUUUUCAAUAGCAUAAAUGAUAUUUUAUUUUCUUAAAUAUUCGGGUUGGAAAUUUUAUUUUUAUUUAUUGAUUAAACAUGACGAAAUGUUUUUUUAUAGGUACAAUAACUUUUUACUAGUUAACUUAUAAGUUUUUACACGAAAUACUUAUUUGAUGUGUUAUCUAUGUUAUCAGUUGUUUUGUUGGUUACCAGUUUUUUUAGGUGUUGAUUAGAGAUUUUGAAGAGGACAAAUUUUUAUUAACGUUGGUUGGAGUUAAACUGUGGUGUGAGGAAUGUUUCAAGUGAACUGCGUCAAAAUUUAAUUAAAAAAACACCAUUAAAACCUACAUGUUACUAUAAGAGGUCUAGAUAAGUAGUAAAAAAAGUUACGGAAGUGUAAUUCAAAUGUUGCAUUACUUGAAAAAACGUCGAUCGUGUUUUCAUUUACAUUUUUGUUAUUGUGAUAAGUCGUAAUUUGUUUUGCAAAUCGGAAUUUGUCACGUUAUGUGUAAUUAUUUUACUUACACUAUUUAGUGAUGCUAAAUAUCGUAAUGAAAUUUUUAUCGACGUUUUUUAUAUUUGUGGAAGUAAACAAAUAAGAUAGCAUUAAAAGUCUUAUCUUAAUUGAAGUGAAAGUAAAAAUGUUGUCCUUUGACUGUAUUCCAAUCGUGAAAGUUCCAACUGUAUGUUUGGAGAAUUCACAAACACGUUAAUUGCGAAAAUCGUUACGGUGGAAUGCGACCACUGAGGAAGUUUAUCAUAACAAAUAACGGUAAAGUGCUAUUGAACACUGAUUUCAGCAAAUAAUUGCUGUUUCACGAGAGACCUUUUAUAGUAACACAUUAAAAAAUAUAACUAAAAUUUUUUGUCUGCGUAAAUUGUUCAUUCCACAUCUGUUAUAAACUGUCAGGUAAUAGUUUCAUUAAUUUUCAUUACGUACAUAGUGGUAUCUUAGUACUCGGUGACUAACGUUGAAGUAAACGAUUUGUGAAUAAUUGCCUUCAAAUAGUAAUCCAAACGUGGUUACAAUUCAUUAAUAAUAUUGUUGCAACGAGCAAUAAAAGAGAUCAGUUUUUAUGUUUGUUGUAAAAUAUAGUAUUAAAAAACGGGUUAAAUCCUGAUUUAAAAUUGACGACUGGUUAAUGUAUGCGAAAAACCAUUAUGUAUUAUCUUUUUAUUAGUCUUUCACAUCUCAUACUAAAAGUGUAUAACUUGUUCCGUAUCAGGAGGGUUUCUAACUAGAAGGGUGUUAGGAAAAAUGUCGGAUACAAAUACGCAAAGCAAUAUAUUUUAGUGUUUUGAUUUGGAGAUGCGUUCAUUUGCGUGCCCUUUUAGUGGGAAGCUCUGUCAUGUCAACUGUAAAAUAUAAAUGUUGUAUUGUUACAAUUAUAUUGAUGUUAGCCAGGUCAUGGGCGAGAUCUGUUGUAUCGUUGAAUAAAACAGCCUUUAAAUGA
Messenger RNA from Tribolium madens (black flour beetle), 3173 nucleotides. It is a transcript of the gene Hyccin, whose product is annotated as hyccin. Gene Ontology annotation, cellular component: plasma membrane. Gene Ontology annotation, biological process: phosphatidylinositol phosphate biosynthetic process; protein localization to plasma membrane. The transcript has 5 exons. Bases 227 to 1516 code for a protein of 429 amino acids. Lineage: Eukaryota; Metazoa; Arthropoda; Insecta; Coleoptera; Tenebrionidae. The record is from RefSeq and is a predicted model, not a curated record.